GCAAUUCUUGGUUCUUCAGCUACAAAAAUAAUCAGGAACCAUUUCUCACGAGUCAAUAAACUUUGGAAGAAUAAAUGAUUGUCAGGUACAUGUUGCGCAUAAACCAGAAUCCCAUGCGUCAUUUAUCGACUCGGAAAAUGAAGCUGCUGAACCUCUCUCUACUUAUUCACUUGUGUUCACUGCUGCUCGUCUCAACUCAGCCCACCAAUCAGCCUCCAUUCUCCUGCGACUCAACUGACCCACUAACCAAAUCCUACAAAUUUUGCAAAACUACACUCCCCAUCAACCGAAGAGUUGAAGACCUCGUCUCCAGGCUGACGUUAGAUGAGAAAAUAUCUCAACUCGUUAACACAGCUGCCGCCAUUCCACGACUCGGUAUCCCUGGCUAUGAGUGGUGGUCUGAAGCCUUGCAUGGGGUGGCCUUCGUGGCCAACAUAAGCCAAGGUAUCCGCUUCAAUGGGACAAUUCGAUCUGCCACCAGUUUCCCUCAAGUCAUCCUCACUGCUGCUUCAUUUGAUCCCUAUCUAUGGUACCGCAUUGGCCAGGCAAUUGGAAUAGAAGCUAGAGGAGUGUAUAACGCUGGACAAGCAAGAGGCAUGACCUUUUGGACACCAAAUAUUAAUAUAUUCAGGGACCCAAGGUGGGGAAGAGGCCAAGAAACACCUGGCGAGGAUCCAUUGGUUACAGGGAAGUACGCAGUCUCAUUUGUGAGAGGAAUACAAGGGGACUCUUUCGAAGGCGGUAAGCUUGGUGAGAGUCUCCAAGUUUCAGCUUGUUGUAAGCAUUUCACAGCUUAUGAUUUGGAUAACUGGAAAGGAAUUAACCGGUUCGUCUUUGAUGCAAAUGUCACGCUACAGGAUUUAGCAGAUACAUAUCAGCCUCCUUUCCAGAGUUGCAUAGAGAAAGGGAAAGCCAGUGGGGUAAUGUGUGCUUACAAUCGUAUUAAUGGAGUUCCAAACUGUGCAGAUUACAAUCUCUUGUCAAAAACAGCCCGAGGACAGUGGGGUUUCAAUGGGUACAUCACCUCAGACUGUGAUGCUGUCUCAAUCAUAUAUGAUGAACAAGGAUAUGUUAAAGAACCAGAGGACGCUGUUGCCGAUGUUCUUACAGCCGGAAUGGACUUGGACUGUGGUGAAUAUUUGAAGAACUACACCGGAUCAGCUAUCGAAAAGAAAAAAGUAGCUGUGUCUGAUAUAGAUAGAGCACUCCACAACCUUUUCUCAAUCAGGAUGAGGUUGGGACUUUUCAAUGGCAACCCGGCUAAACAGCCUUUUGGAAACAUCGGUUCUGACCAGGUCUGCUCCCAAGAACACCUGAACCUUGCUCUCGAGGCUGCUCGCAAUGGCAUUGUCCUUCUGAAAAACGAUAACAGCCUCCUUCCACUUGCAAAAACUGAAAUUACUUCCCUUGCUGUGAUAGGUCCUAAUGCCAAUUCUAGCGAAACACUUGUUGGAAAUUAUGCAGGUCCUCCUUGUAAUCCUGUUACACCAUUGCAAGGAUUGCAAAGCUAUGUCAAGAACAUCAACUACCAUCCAGGUUGUAGUACGGUUAACUGUUCGUCUGAUUUGGCUGAUGAAGCAAUGAAGAUAGUUAAAGGGACAGACCAGGUGGUGUUAGUAAUGGGAUUGGAUCAAACUCAGGAGAGGGAAGCUCAUGAUCGUGUCGACUUGGUUCUUCCUGGACAUCAACAGAAACUCGUUACCCGCAUCGCAAGCGCUGCAAAUAAGCCUGUCAUUCUUGUGCUUCUUUGUGGAGGUCCAGUAGACAUAACAUUUGCCAAGAAUGAUCAGAACAUUGGAAGCAUUAUAUGGGCUGGCUAUCCCGGUGAAGCUGGAGGACGUGCAUUAGCCGAAAUUAUAUUUGGUGAUCAUAAUCCAGGAGGGAGAUUACCAAUUACAUGGUAUCCACAAAAUUUGACUAAAAUACCGAUGACAGACAUGAGAAUGCGGCCUGAACCAUCUUCAGGUUAUCCUGGACGUACUUACAGAUUCUACCAAGGGCUGAAGGUAUUCGAAUUCGGCUACGGUCUCAGCUACACCAAUUAUUCCUAUGAAUUUCUCCCUCUUACAAAAGAUAAGGUCUACUUAAACAAUCAAUCAAGUGAUAAAAUAGCUCUGGGAUACAAGUCGGUUUCAGAGAUGGGAACUGAACUUUGUGAAAAGAGCAAGCUCCCAGUCACAGUAAGGGUUCAAAACAACGGUGAGAUGGAUGGUAAGCAUGCAGUGCUGCUCUUUGUGAGGCAAGCAAAGACUGGUAAUGAAAGGCCAAUAAAACAAUUGGUGGGAUUCAACAAUGUUGAUCUAAAGGCAGGGGAAAAAGCUGAAAUCAAAUUGGAGUUGAGCCCUUGUGAGCAUCUUAGCAGUGCGGAGGGAGAUGGUCAAAUGGUGGUAGAUGAAGGAUCUUAUUUCUUGAGCAUUGGAGACAAAGAAUCAGAGAUUACAGUGGUUUUCUCGGAAGACACUAGCGAUGCUGCCACAUCAAAGCUCAUGAUCCUUCCAAGAAUCCUGAUAUUCUUUUACAUCUAUUCAUUCAUUCAUUCAUUCAUUCCUAUGCAUAUUGUUCUGAAAUGAAUUAAUGGACGGACCCUCUCAACUUUUUACAUGUAAAAUUCUACUGAUUGCUCA
Gossypium raimondii (Peruvian cotton) is the source of this 2624-nucleotide messenger RNA. RefSeq names its product probable beta-D-xylosidase 7. The record is from RefSeq and is a predicted model, not a curated record. Gene Ontology annotation, molecular function: xylan 1,4-beta-xylosidase activity; alpha-L-arabinofuranosidase activity. Bases 75 to 2570 code for a protein of 831 amino acids. NCBI's taxonomy places the organism in Eukaryota, Viridiplantae, Streptophyta, Magnoliopsida, Malvales, Malvaceae. Gene Ontology annotation, cellular component: plant-type cell wall. Gene Ontology annotation, biological process: xylan catabolic process; arabinan catabolic process. The transcript is spliced from 6 exons.